Molecule: messenger RNA, 1605 nt
Organism: Neohortaea acidophila
Lineage: Eukaryota; Fungi; Ascomycota; Dothideomycetes; Mycosphaerellales; Teratosphaeriaceae
Product: bicyclomycin resistance protein
Exons: 9
Coding region: 1-1605 (534 amino acids)
Biological process (GO): transmembrane transport
Molecular function (GO): transmembrane transporter activity
Source: RefSeq, a predicted model, not a curated record
AUGAAGAACGGCGAGACCUCCGGCGGCAACAUGGGCGAUUUGGAGAAAGGGCUGGACGCAAAGGACGAGGACGUAGCCGACGUCACCAGCGAUUCGUCGAAGAUGUCGCCCACCUCGACGCGCGCGUCGCUCGACGCACAGAAGACCGCGCAUCCGAAUACUGUCAAUACCUUGGAAGCGCCCGAACGGACGGAGAAGGCGCCGAGUAGCCAUGCGAAUCCGCAAUCUGUUAUUGUGGAUUGGGACGGGCCUGAUGAUCCCGACUUUCCCCAGAACAUGACGCGUCGGCAGAAAUUCACAAUCACGCUCUCCGCAGCAAUGUUAACCCUCGCCGUUACCUUCUCCUCCUCCGUCUUCAGCGGCGCCAACGAGCAGGUGGCCAAGCGAUUCGGCGUCGACGAAGAGAUCACCAUCUUGGGCACGUCGUUGUACAUUGUCGGUUUCGGCAUUGGGCCACCUUUGAGCGAACUUUACGGCCGCAAACUCCCUCUAUUCGCUGGCGUUCUGGGGUUCACAAUCUUCCAGAUCCCCGUAGCGGUGGCGUCGAAUUUACAGACGGUUUUCGUGGGGAGAUUCUUCCAGGGCCUCUUUGGCUCGUCGCCGACGGGGGUGACUGGUGGUAUCCUGGCAGAUAUCUGGGAUCCGCGAGAGCGUGGGUUCGCCAUGCCGAGCUUUGCGGGAACGCUGUAUGCGGGACCGAUUUGUGGACCGAUUGUUGGCGCUUACGUGGCUUCCACCAUCGGUUGGAGGUGGACUCAAUGGAUCACGUUGAUAAUGGGCUGUGUCUUCCUCGUCAUCGCAUGGAUCUUCGUUCCUGAGACCUGUGCCCCCAUCAUCCUCACCCAACGAGCGAAACGCCUCCGACACGAAACCGGCAACUGGGCUCUACACUCCAAGCACGAAGAAACGCAAGUCAACCUCAAAGACAUCGCGAACCGAUAUCUCCUCCGCCCAUCAAAGAUGUUAUUCCUCGAACCCAUCCUCCUCUUCGUCACCCUCUAUCAAUCCUUCGUUUACGGCCUCAUCUACCUCCUCUUCGAAGCCUACCCCAUCUCCUUCAUCGACGACCGCCACUACAGCUCCGGCAAAGGCAGCCUCCCCUUCCUCGCCGUCCUCGUCGGCGUCCUAAUAGGCUGCAUCCUCCUCGCCACAACAACGCGCACCCGCCUCGCGCCCGACCCCGAAGCCGGCCGCCCAAUCGAAACGCGCCUGCUAACCAUGAUCCUCGCCUCCGUCGUCCUGCCCAUCGGCCUCUUCUGGUUCGCAUGGACGAGCUUCCCUUCCAUCUCGCCCUGGCCGCAGAUUCUCUCUGGCAUCCCGAUCGGCUUUUCCGUUAUUAUCGUUACGCUGCAGGGGUUUAAUUACACGAUUGAUGUGUAUACCAUCUACGCCAAUUCGGCGAUUGCGGCGACGACGUUUACGCGGUCGCUUUUCGGUGCCGGGUUCCCUUUGUUUGCGGAUUAUAUGUUUCGUGGGUUGGGCGUGCAGUGGGCUACGAGCGUGCUGGGGUUUAUUGCACUGAUUAUGAUUCCGGUGCCGGUGCUGUUCUACAAGUACGGAGCGCGGAUACGACGCUGGAGCAAGUACAUCAAGACCUCCGACUGA